Messenger RNA from Oncorhynchus gorbuscha (pink salmon), 449 nucleotides. Its product is annotated as receptor-type tyrosine-protein phosphatase S-like. NCBI's taxonomy places the organism in Eukaryota, Metazoa, Chordata, Actinopteri, Salmoniformes, Salmonidae. Gene Ontology annotation, biological process: protein dephosphorylation. The record is from RefSeq and is a predicted model, not a curated record. The annotation marks the transcript as partial. Gene Ontology annotation, molecular function: protein tyrosine phosphatase activity. The transcript has 3 exons.
GUAUCCCAGGCAGCAACUACAUCAAUGCCAACUACAUAGAUGGCUACUGUCGUCAAAACGCCUACAUUGCGACGCAGGAGCUCUCUCCCGAGACCUUCUGUGACUUCUGGAGACUGGUUUGGGAACAGCACACGGCCAACAUCGUCAUGAUGACCAAGCUAGAGGAGAAGUCUCGGGUAAAAUGUGAUCAGUACUGGCCUACCAGAGGAACAGAGACAUAUGGGCUGAUACAGGUUACUCUGCUGGACACCGUAGAGCUGGCUACAUACUCUGUUAGGACCUUCGCUCUCUACAAGAGUGGCUCCAAUGAGAAGCGUGAGAUUCGCCAGUUCCAGUUUACAGCCUGGCCGGACCACGGGGUCCCCGAACACCCCACCCCUUCCUGGCCUUCCUCGACGGGUCAAGGCCUGCAACCCUGCAGACGCAGGACCCAUGGUCGUACACUGCAG